Messenger RNA from Cylicocyclus nassatus, 924 nucleotides. The record is from the annotation of a GenBank genome assembly. Lineage: Eukaryota; Metazoa; Nematoda; Chromadorea; Rhabditida; Strongylidae.
AUGGCUGUGAGUUACUGUGUCGACCCAGACCCUAUAUUCUACGGUACCUCACGAACAGCGGCUGGUACUUUAUUUAUCGUUCUUUCGGCUGUAUCCAUUGCCUUACAUGUCCUAUUUAUCGCCGCAGUUCGAAAAAUGGCCGGAUGGGAGUCAAAUUUUGCCUUUACCCUACUGAUCACUAUGUCAAUAUGUGCUAUGAUAAGGCUUGGAAACUAUAUUAUCUGCAACAUAAUAGCACUAUGCUACGUGGAUUUCUGCUCUAAUCAUCAUAUCUUCACGGCUCUCGGAUCUCUUGACCUCGCCUCGUAUUUUUCCAUAAUCCUAAUCACCGUACUAAUUACUAUACACCGAGUGGUCUAUACAAUUUUCGCCACUCGUGCCAAAAACCUUGUACAGCCAUAUUUCAUGAAGGGUCUACUCGUGUUCAUCGCAGUUUGUUUCGCUAUUAUUGUUUAUUUCACAUAUCCAAGCAGUACACACUAUCACUUCGUACCCAACCUCCUCUCAUACGACGAUUUAGCAGAGAGCAAUUUCGAGUUGCUGCGAUUGGCUAAAAGAGUGGCCAACUAUACUCUGGGUGGAACGAAUAUUUUUGCUUAUUCGAUAAUUUUCACCUACCUCUACUGUCGUCAUUCAUUAUCGUUCACCACUAAUGAGUCUCGCAUGACAUUGCAGGUAGCGCUAUUCGUGUCCAUUGAGUGUAUGUAUUUCAUCUACUGGGAAUUCUUCGAGAAACGAGUGAUGUCGAUAACGGGCUUGUUGACCAGAAAUCUUAUCACUCUGGGGUUCUACAUUUCCAUAAUUCUUCCUUAUCUACUGAUCAAUAAGCGAAUCCAGAAGCGAAUAUUCGAAAUACUUGGAAUGAAACAAAAGGCACGUUUGGUGAUGGGUUCACGUUCAGUGAUUAUUUGUAGAACUGUGUAA